AUGGAUAUCAAAGACUUUCCCUUUCUGACCUCAGAAGAGUUCACCGAAGUGUGCCAUCAUUUCGAUAGCCAGUACUGCAGAGCAAGGCUGGGGUCCAUAAGGAAGAAAUGGAAGUUCAGGCUUUGCACCGCUCUGGACCUCACUUAUUCAACCAGAGGUGGAUACAUCACAUAUAUUCAGGUGAUCCGGCCGCUGGAAGAGACAGUAGACCCCAACGACAUAUCACUCGACUUGGGCAAUUUUUCCAUAUCAGAUCACGAUGAGCAAAAUGGGUUCCUUCAAGGAGACAAUGACAUGAUUGAUGAUGAAGAAUCUGACGCGAAUCUCGUACAUCCGAAAGCGGCGCCAGGGUUUGGCUAUGUAUCGUACGAGGUCCACCUGCACCCUACAUAUAGAGUGCCAUGUCUCUGGUUCAGCCUGCAUGAUCUCCCGCCAGAUGAGCCCGCCUUCAAUAUCGACACCGUCUUCCGUCGCUUAAUUCCUGAUGCCUACAAAGAUGGUCUCCGCCGAGGACAUCACCCAAUCACUGGGGUACCCUCUUUCUUUCUUCAUCCGUGCCUGUUGGGAGACGCUAUAUCCAGCUUUGAAUGCUCAAUGGAAAAUUAUCUCAUGAUCUGGUUCGGCCUGGUAGGGGGAUGCGUCGGCCUAUGGGUACCCAAGGAAAUGGCCACCCAAUGAUGGCUCGUUUGAACUGGAAGAAACGUCUUCAUUCAUUGGGACAGCCUCGUUGUGGUUGAGCGUCUUCAUUCAUCGUCGCUAUCUUCCUCCAUUGCCACAUCGCCCUCGCUAUCUUCAUCCUCCUCAUCACGGGUUCGCUUCUGGCCGCGGUUCUCGUCGGCCUCGUCAUUCUUCGAAGUUGGUGUGGCAGCCGGUACGGUAGGCUUUUCGAAAGCUGAUCCAGGUGGCGGUGCGUUAAAGAUACUCUGCUGGAGCUCUGUCUGUUCCACGACGGUGGCGCCGGCCGUUGUGGGG
Molecule: messenger RNA, 972 nt
Organism: Trichoderma atroviride IMI 206040
Lineage: Eukaryota; Fungi; Ascomycota; Sordariomycetes; Hypocreales; Hypocreaceae
Source: RefSeq, a predicted model, not a curated record